CAGUGAAACAAGAAUGGGAUAAUACUGUAAAUGAUCUAACAGGUCACAGGGCAACUCCUGAAGACCUGACUCGAGGGGAUGCUCCAUGAUGGCAUGAACAGAGGGUGACAUCACCUCCUCACCAACAUCAGAUGGACAACAGCAACCAGAGAGUGUGCCUCUGGCAAGAGGAAGCCCAUCCUCCAAGAGACUUCAAUUCCCAAAAUGCCAUCAGCUGGGGACCUAGUAUUCAGAACACAUAAGUUUAUGGGGGACACCUGAAUCAAACCACCACCAGGGGUGCUUUCAAGGUAAUGAUGGUUCUACAGAAGACCCAGUCCUUGCUUCUGGUCUUGCUGCUGACAAUGCUGGGCCUCGGGCUGGUACAACCCUCCUAUGGCCAGGAUCCCAACCAUCCCUGUGACAACAGUAUCCUGUGCAGACUGACGGACGAGGCGUGCACUCCUCCAGCAUCCACAAGACUCUGAAGAUCUCUGCGUCUCCCACCAGCUCCGCGUCAUCCUCCCAGGAAGAAGCAGGCACUUUCAAGGUAAUGAUGGUUCUGCAGAAGAUACACUCCUUGAUUCUGGUCUCGUUGCUGACCAUGCUGGGGCUAGGGCUGGUACAACUCUCCUAUGGCCAGAAUGCCAUGUACCAACGUUUCCUGAGACAACAUGUGGACCCUUCGAACAGAGGUGGCACUAAUAGCUACUGCGACUCAACGAUGCGGAGCCGGGGGAUGACUACUUCUACAUGUAAAAAUGUCAACACCUUCAUCCAUGAAAGCAUCCAGAAGAUUAAAAAUAUAUGCAACACACCCAAAGUCCGAUGCAAGAAUGGCAGGAUGAAUUGUCAUAGGGGUCAAGCAAGGGUCACAGACUGCAACAAGACAGGAGGUUCCCCACCCAACUGUAGAUAUCGGGCAAGGGGCAGCACUAGGCGAAUUGUCAUUGCCUGUAGUGGUAACCCGAAGGUGCCAGUGCACUUUGACAAAUAAACGCUGUACUGCUGGGGUUAUGGCCAGUGAUUCACUGAGAAUAGCAAUGAGUGAUUGAUAUAUUUGAAUGAUCUCAGGCUUUGUCUCCUCUACUCAUUUCUUAUACCCACACACACCCAGUAUAACCCAGUCUUGUAAUCAU
Molecule: messenger RNA, 1118 nt
Organism: Jaculus jaculus (lesser Egyptian jerboa)
Lineage: Eukaryota; Metazoa; Chordata; Mammalia; Rodentia; Dipodidae
Product: ribonuclease 4-like
Exons: 4
Coding region: 533-976 (147 amino acids)
Molecular function (GO): nucleic acid binding
Source: RefSeq, a predicted model, not a curated record